Neoarius graeffei (lesser salmon catfish) is the source of this 526-nucleotide messenger RNA. RefSeq names its product NADH:ubiquinone oxidoreductase subunit S6 (gene ndufs6). The transcript is spliced from 4 exons. Gene Ontology annotation, biological process: mitochondrial electron transport, NADH to ubiquinone. The record is from RefSeq and is a predicted model, not a curated record. Lineage: Eukaryota; Metazoa; Chordata; Actinopteri; Siluriformes; Ariidae. Bases 36 to 425 code for a protein of 129 amino acids.
GAAACGCUACGCCUGCAGGGACUUGUGGGAAAAACAUGGCGGCCAUCUUUCCAAAGAUCUUGUCCUUCGCUAAAAAUACGAGGACUUUCCUCAUAAGUUCAAGACUUUCUGCGCCACCGAUUCAGCGAUACAGUAUACCUGUUUCUAGUUACGGGGAAAAAGUCACUCACACUGGACAGGUUUUUGAUGAAAAUGACGUACGAAGAAUGAGAUUCGUAGGGAGACAAAAAGAGGUGAAUCAGAAUUUUGCGAUAAAUCUGGUUGCGGAGGAGCCGGUGUCUGAUGUCGAAGCUCGAGUGGUGUCCUGUGAUGGAGGCGGAGGAGCUCUGGGACAUCCCAAAGUUUAUAUCAAUCUGGACAAACUGACCAAAGUGGGAACGUGUGGGUACUGUGGGCGCCAGUUUCAGCAGAAACACCACCACUGAGACGUCUCCUGUCCUCUUUCAUCUGCUGAUUAUAAAUUAUUCCCUUGGACCUCCAUGUCAUGGUUUCCUGUAUAAUAAAAUCACCCAACUGAUUAAAACAA